CGUGAUCGAAUGACAAAAUCUAAAAUGGCCGAAACUGGUCAUUGAAUAGGGAAAAUAAUCGCUAUGUUUCCCCGACGAAGUACACCAACUUCGUGUGGUGUUUGUCAACGUUAAACUAAUAGAAACCUUCGUAAAAACAUUGGUUGUUUAGAUCCAUGGAUGUGUUGGACGAAAAUGAAGCACUUAAAAGAUUUUUUGCCAUUGAGUCUCCCGAGGAGCUCAACUUCGAGCAGCUAGAGCAGUUCAUUACAGAAGACGAGCAGGACUUUGCCCUGCAAGGGCACCAGGAUGGUGUCCCAGCGGGGCAAGGCUUGGUUCCGGGCGUGACCCAGGGCGUGGCCCAGGCCCAGGCCCCGCCCGCCAACCAACCCCAGCCAGCCACCCUCAGCACUGCCAACCAACCCGUGACCGCUAGCCGGCCCAUCGUGGCAAAGAGCGCCCACGCUCCCCUGACACAUACCCAGAUUAUCUACGAUGACCGACAGUACAGCGCACAUCUCCCCCUUGGCAGUUUGCCAGAUUCACCACCUGAUUCGGGUUCAGAGCCUUAUUCCCCUCCCGAGGCUAAGCCCCAAGCUUUAAUGGGUUCCCCAGGGGUUACCAGCCCGAUUCUGAACCGGUCCCCAGUCCAGCCGUAUCCCCAGCCCCAGCCCCAGCCCCAACAGGCCCAGGGAGUUCUCGGGGACUUGGGUCAAGCCGCCGUGGGCUUAGACCAGGUGGACCUCCAAGACCAAAUGGCUCAACUCAGCGACUACCUCAACAGCAGCGCCGCCAUGCUGGACCUGGGCAGCAUCCCCUCCAUGGAGGCGCAACAAGGGGUGACUCAAGGGGUCAUACAAGGAGACAGCGACAUCAUCGGGAUGCUGGCGGGCGAGGUACCCCAGGAGGGCCUGGUGGGCAUGGGUGGGGCCGUAGAGGGGGGUCUGUUACCUGCCCCCGCGGUGCCCACCGACCAUCAGGCCGGGAUGCAAAUGGGGAGCCUCCCGCAGACGGACUUGCAGAGGCGAGAAAGUAUACUGACACAUCAGGCCAAGAAGCGGAAACACUCGCUAACUCCAGAGAACAGCAUCAGGAGAAAUUCAGAGUCGCCUUUAGAGAUACAGAUCAAACAGGAACCUGGCACUGAGCCCUGUGACGUAGAACUAGGAGUGGAUAAUGCCAUGUUCAUUGACCAAGAGUAUGAAUAUGCAGCAGGGGAUGGCAUGGCCUACACAGACACACCCUACCAAUUCAUCAAGUGGCUUCCCUAUCAGAACAACAAGUGGCACCCCCUUGUGGAUGCCGCUGGCCAAGAAUUACCACUUGUCACAUAUCGCGUGGAGGCCGACAAAGGAUUCAACUUCUCCGUCGUUGACGACGCUUUCGUGUGCCAGAAAAAGAACCAUUUCCAGGUAACCUGCCAUGUCGGCAUCAAUGGCCCGGCUAAGUAUGUCAAGACAGAGAAUGGGCUGAAGGCAGUGGACAGCUACCAGAUCCACCUGCACGGCAUCAAGGUGGAAGCGCUCAACUCCUACAUCCGAGUUGAGCAGUCCCAGGCCAACAGGAGCAAGAGACCCUUCCAACCGGUCAAGAUCGACGUCCGCUCAGACCAGAUCACCAAAGUCACCAUCGGCAGACUGCACUACAGCGAGACGACAUCCAACAACAUGCGCAAGAAGGGCAAGCCCAACCCAGACCAGCGCUUCUUCAUGCUGGUGGUGGCCGUACACGCACACUGCGGGGACCAGAACUACACACUGGCAGCGCACGUCUCGGAGAGAAUCAUCGUCAGAGCCUCCAAUCCUGGUCAGUUUGAGAACGACGUGGACGUCAUGUGGCAGAAAGGACAGACACAAGACUCAAUAUAUCAUGCGGGUCGCAUUGGCAUUAACACGGACAGACCAGACGAGGCUCUGGUUGUCCACGGCAACGUACGCAUCACAGGUCACUUGAUGCAACCCUCCGAUGCCAGGGCCAAGGAGAACAUUGAGGAGGUUGACCCUAAGGAGCAACUGAAGAACAUUGGCAAAGUGCGCAUCGUGCGAUACAACUACAUCCCGGAGUUUGCUGAGCAGGCGGGCCUACCAGAAUGCGACCAGAUUGAGACUGGCGUCAUAGCCCAGGAAGUGCAGGACGUCAUUCCUGAUGCAGUCAACGAGACAGGCGACGUCCAACUACCCAACGGCAGCAGCAUCGACAACUUCUUGACAGUCAACAAGGACCGCAUCUACAUGGAGAACGUGGGCGCAGUCAAGGAGCUGUGCCGACUGACGGACAACCUGGAGACUCGCAUCGAUGAGUUGGAGAAGAUGAACCGCAGGCUGGCCAAGCUGAAGCGGCUGGACAGCUUCAAGUCCACGUCGAGCAGUGGGACAUUCAGUCGUUCUGGCAGCAAUCGCUCGGGCGUGGGCUACAGUAAAGGCCACAGGAAGAACAGCGGAGGGGAUAGCUGUAAGCGCAAAGCCCAGGAAGAGGACGCGUGUCUGACGCAGCGAGCCAUGCGCAUCAUUAUCAUCAUCCUAGUCUUCAUUAUGCUCUUCUGUAUUGGAUCAAUGGUGGCACUGUAUCUACUUCAGUUGAGGGAAACUGGCAGUGCGCAAUCAACCAAUCCGUCAUUCUCAGAGGGGAUUCCGGGUGGACAGAAUGGAACAGCAGGGGGCAGCUUUUUCCCGGGAGACUCCACAACUUCAGAUUCCUCAGAAACGGGCCGUGAAGACAUGCCGUUUGAGUCAGUCACUAUUGACGAUGAUUGCAGUGCCCCAGACUGCCACCCAAUGUUUUGCUGUAAUUUCCCCGGACCUCCUGAUCCUGAAUCAGUUAAGACGGAUCGUUCAUCUGAAUACGACCCAUCCAGCAAUACCGAGUCCUCCAUUCAGGACGUGGGAGAGAGCAGCACUAGUGAGGAGACUACAGUCUCCGAGCGAUCUGAAUUGCUGGAGCACAUGAAGAGACGGGAUACCAGAUACAAACGGGACAACCUCAUGGCCAACCAAGUCACAAACACCUUUCCUGUAUCCAGUUUGAUGGUGGACAAACUGAACAUCAUGAACACCACAGUUUGUGUUGAGCCAUGUGGGCAAGACGGCAAAUACAGCUAUCACAUAUCAGUCCCAGCGUAUGUUCCAUUCCAGAGCUUCACACUUGAGAUCAACACAACGGACUCGACCCGAAUUUGGCUCUGCAUCCCCGACGUCAAAAUGCUGUGUCCAGAUGCGGAGAAUCUCCCCCCUGAAGGACAAAGUCUCCGCGAGGGUAUAACUCACCGGUGGAGCAUUCCGGUUGGCUAUUAUGUUACUUCCUCCUACACAUUCCGAAUCACAUCCUUGCAAAGCGAUUUCAAUUGUGACUCCAGAGUGGAUGGCAUGGGCACGGAUUUCGUUGAGUACAGCUUCCAUUUUGCCCGGAACCUCACCAUGUGUACACAGGGAUAGGGGUCAAGAGGUUAUGAGGUGAAAGUUCAAAGGUCAUUACGUAUUGCUAUGGUUCAGGAGGCUACCACUGUAAUGUUUUAUAACCUGACUGCCAAAACCUCUGAAACAAGUUGGGAUGUAUUUUGAGCACCAGUGAAGGUCGGUACCCAUUUCCACUGGUUCCCCACAAUAUUGACUACUGUGGUGGUGCAUUUUGAGCACCAGUGAAGUUCGGUACCAGUUUCCACUGGUUCCCCGCAAUAAACUAUGCACUAAUGCACCCAGCAGGGUGCCAACACCAGUCAGCACCGGUUGCCAUUCACUGCCAGGAGUCUUUGCCCUGUUAGAGUUUAACGAAUACCGGUGAAAAUUUAAUAGUGGUGCACUCAUGAAUACUGACAGUUUGCGUGCCUUGUCUUAAUUCAAACUUUUUUUCAUUGUAAAUAUGUAUUAAUAGACGAUAGACUUAAAAAGAUGUUGAGAAAACGUUAACCGAUAUUUUUAAUUGAUUUUAGAGUAGUGGAAGAUGCCCGACAAAAUUUCAACAAUGGCUAAUUUCUUUAUCUCUAGAAAGCCCUUUUUUGAAUGUGUGUGUGUAUUUGUUUGUCAGUAAAUUGCGGUGUUUAUUCAUUGAGCUGGUAAAACAUUUCUAUCUUGUGUUAUGUUAGACUUCCAAAAGAAAAAAAAUCACUGUACAGUUAUUGUCUGUUGAGGAUCUUUUUAUUAUAUUAACAAAAUCUCUCUGAAAUAAUUCUUCACUGUUUUCACGAAGGGAUGGGCAUGUAAAAAAAUGACAUUUUUUUCAGAAUUGAUUUUGUUUGGCUUUAAAUUUGCUAUAAAAGUAGUGCUUAUUCGUAAAAGUGGAAUCAAUGAGAUUUUUAUUGUCACGUGGGAACAGGCUCCCUUGUUUUAAUUUUCAGAUGCGCAAGUACACAUGCAUGCCCUCUCCUCCCCCCCCCCCCCAUGGCAAAACACAUUGCACAGAAGAGUGUUAAAAGUAGAUUAACAGGAUUUUGGCUAUAACUGAUUAUUAUUUGGUUCACUAGAAAGGUAAGCUCUCAAAAAAUCAUGUGGGAUUUUUUUUUUUUACUGCGUAGAGUAGAUGCAUUGUGGAACAUUUGGCACUUUUAAAAGGAACUUUUAUUGCGCUAUAUCGAAGGGUGCUUUUCUUUAGACUCGGAUGCCCAUCACUUCGUGAAACCAGUCACAAAUUCUGGAGAACGCACUUUAAUCAGGAAUAUGAUUAAGUCAUCCCUAAUUGGGUUUUUUUUCUGGUUCUUUUGACGUUAUUCUGAGAAGCAAAUAUCAGUGUGUGAAAUAAGACUAUUUUUAAUGUCUCCAUGUGAACUAGGUGCAAAGAUUUCCCAUUCACUUUGGAUUGCAUGACGAAACACAAUUGUAAAGGGUAAAAGAAAGAUGGCUGCAAAAUUUGUCACAAACGAAUUUCAUAUCCACACUUUUAUUUUCUCUUUGUAUUCGUAAGGAUUGACAAAAAAAACAAAGGGAGCAUAUACAAUUUUAUUACUCACAUAUACAUCAGGAAUAAUAAUUUUGGUAUUAGAAAAGAAUAUUUUUUUGAUAAAAAAUAAAACAAUGGUUAAGGAUUAUCCUUUGUAUAUAAAGAUGGAUUUUUUUAUUAGAAAUGUUAGAUGAGGUUAUAAAACAUUUUUAUAGUGUGGUAUUUCUAUAUCUUACAUACUUUGCGUAAUGGAUCACAAAAAAUAUUUUGUAAUAUAAUUGUAAAAUUUGGUAAUUGUCAGAGGGAUGAGAUGACUGGAAUAGAACAGCCAACGUAGGAAUUCCCAAUUGGUAUACCCGGCCCAGUUAGUCAGUCCCAACCAGUCCUCAGGACCAUUUAGGAAUCCUCAACUGGGCUUUUCUUUUGUGUGACCAUGUAGGAGUUCAAGGUCGGUAUACCAGGCCAUUUAGUAAUUCCCAGUCCUCGGGACCCAUUUAGGAGUCCCCAAUUGGGUUUUUCUUUUGUGUGACCAUUUAGGAGUUCACGGCUGGUAUACCAGGCUAUUUAGUAAUUCCCAACCAGUCCUCGGGACCAUUUAGGAAUCCUCAAUUGGUCUUAUCUUUUGUGUGACACUGUAGGAGUUCAAGGCUGGUAAACAAGGCCCAUGAAGUAAUUCCCAAUCAGUCCUCGGCAGCCAUUUGGGAAUCCAGCCGUUAAAUUCGGGCUAUCAAUGAUACUUUUGAAGAGUGGAUUCAUUUAAUUAUAUUCUUCCAAGUAUCUCAUCACUAGUGUAGAAAAACAGCUCUGUAUCCCAUGAGUUUUCCACAUCCAUCCCUCUGUCAUUUGUAAUACAAAUAUAUCUACUUUAUUUUUAAUGAUAAAUAGAUUUUUCAUAUUUUAAAGAAAAAAGCAUGUAAAUAGCAGCAUAUAUAUCUACUUCAGAAUUGAUGACAUGAAAUACUUUCUUUUACGAAAUUCAAAACUUUGAAGUUAGGACUUGAUCUGCGCUAAUGAGCAAUAAAGGAAGAUUUUAAUAUAUGAAGUGAUAAAUGAAUCUUACAUUUAGUAGUACAGAAAAAAGAGAAUAUAAUAUUCUUGAUGCUAAUUGUACGUAUCCAUUAAAUUCAUUUUUCUAUUUACUUGUUGGUACUGGGCGGUAACUGUCGCCUCGAGACAAUAUUCCAGCUACUGACCGGGACUAAAAUUCUACCAAAAAAAGAAAGAAAAGAAUAUUAACAAUUGUAUCACUGCAAACUGUCCAGAUAUAUUCGUCACAAUGCAAAGCCCCAAAAUCCUACGUACAUGUACUUUCCUAGCUUUGCAUAUUUAUAGCUAUUAAAUCUUGACCCAAAAUAAAAUCAGCAACAGCUGCAGUCAUGAAGCAUAAGUAUGGGAAGCAGAAACUGUCAACACGCAUUUGUUCAUAGUUAACAAAAAUUAUGCAAGGUAUAUAAUAAUUGAUAGAAUUAUACAUGUACAUGUAUUUCUUUUACAUCAGAUUCCGGGCCAGUUGUCCUUUUAGACUAGCCCUAAUGGUUUAAAUGGCUCUCUUUUGACAUGGGUCUUAUGAUUGUGUAAUGGCGACAAUAAUAAGACCCAUGAUUGAAAGAGAGCCAUUUACAGCCCUGUUUGUAGGCUACUUUUAGUCAAUCCGGGCACACGAUCACUUCUAUCACGAAGGCCCCCUUCAAUGAUGGUAUAGCAUUAUACUAGCUAUUGUUCAGGAGCAGUAGCUCUUUUACACAAGCUAGCACAAUGCUUUCGCCAUUGAGAAAGGGGCCUCGUGACGUGAAUGAAUCAGGUGCCUGGACACGAACAGCGUCAUGCCUGUCCCUUUAGGGGCUCCGUAGGCCUGCAUGAUGUGUUAUUACAUUGAACAUCCUUAUUUUCCAAAGCGUUUGCUUUAAUUCUCCUUUAUAUUAUCAAUAAACCACGGGUGUACAUAAACUG
Molecule: messenger RNA, 6798 nt
Organism: Patiria miniata (bat star)
Lineage: Eukaryota; Metazoa; Echinodermata; Asteroidea; Valvatida; Asterinidae
Gene: myrf
Product: myelin regulatory factor-like protein
Exons: 24
Coding region: 156-3410 (1084 amino acids)
Biological process (GO): positive regulation of DNA-templated transcription; protein autoprocessing
Cellular component (GO): nucleus; endoplasmic reticulum membrane
Molecular function (GO): sequence-specific DNA binding; DNA-binding transcription factor activity
Source: RefSeq, a predicted model, not a curated record